This is a messenger RNA of Ruditapes philippinarum (Manila clam), 1614 nucleotides long. RefSeq names its product retinol dehydrogenase 13-like. The record is from RefSeq and is a predicted model, not a curated record. The coding region runs from base 80 to 1090 and encodes 336 amino acids. Lineage: Eukaryota; Metazoa; Mollusca; Bivalvia; Venerida; Veneridae. The transcript is spliced from 7 exons.
UGUAAAUACGGCUAUUAUCAAUGUUCCAAAGUGAAAUGAAAUGACACUGAUUUAAAUAAAAUUUUAAAGAUUUAACACAAUGCCGUUGAAAAAUUUGACUGAUGUUUCGGCAUCUGCAAAAGAAUUUGUUCAAGACCACAAGAUUGCAAUAGCAUGUACAGUUACUACAGCAUGUGGAUUAAUUGCUUUGAAAAGAUACAUGGCUGGUGGUGUAUGCAGGAGUAAAGCUCUCAUGAAUGGUAAAACAGUGCUUAUAACAGGUGCUAAUACAGGUAUAGGCAAGGAAACUGCUAAAGAUCUAGCUAGCAGAGGAGCACGAGUUUUACUUGCAUGUCGUGACAUAACUAAAGCCGAAAGAGCAGCAGAAGAUAUCCGAAAAUCAACAGGCAAUAAAGAUGUUGUUGUGUAUGUUCUAGACCUUUGUUCAUUAAAAUCUGUCCGUCAGUGUGCCGAUGAUGUUAUUAAAAAGGAGGCACGGCUUGAUGUUCUCAUUAAUAAUGCAGGUGUGAUGUGGACACCUUAUUGGAAGACAAAAGAUGGCUUUGAGAUGCAAUUUGGUACAAACCAUCUAGGACAUUUUUUAUUUACAAACCUAUUACUGGAUUUGUUGAAGAAAUCAGCACCUAGUAGAAUUAUAAAUGUCUCUUCCCUGGCACAUGAAAGAGGAACCAUUAACUUUGAUGAUUUAAAUUCAGAGAAGUCGUAUUCACCAGCUAAAGCAUAUUCUCAGAGUAAAUUAGCCAAUGUUCUCUUUACCAGGGAACUGAGUAAACGUUUACAAGGGACGGGUGUUACUGCCAAUUCUCUCCACCCAGGUGUAAUCAAAACUGAACUUGGUCGCUAUAGGGAUACAACAUUGUGGCGUAGAAUUUUAUUUGUCCCUGUGAUUUUAUUAGUCUUCAAAACUCCAAUACAGGGUGCACAAACUACAAUUCACUGUGCUGUUUCUAAAGAUCUCACUGAUGUGUCUGGAAAAUAUUUCAGUGAUUGUGUUGUCAAGGUAGAAGCUCCACAAGCACAUGAUGAUGAAGCUGCAGCUAAACUUUGGACAGUCUCUGAGGAAAUGGUCGGACUGACUCAAAAAUCAUAAUAUGAAAUUACAACAAUAACACCUAUAUAACACUUACCUUGUUAUAUAUGUGUAAUAGAUCUACCCUGCCUUGAUAUUUGAACUGUCCAUUUGAAGUUAAAGAGAUUACAAGUAAAAACUUUAGAGUCUGGUCUAUCCUGGCUGUAUACUGGUGACAAAAGCUUAACAUUAUUCAAAUACCAGUAAGUUAAACAAAUAUAAAAAAUUUAGAUAUUUUGAAAGAAGACUUUUGUGGUUCGAUCAACAUCAAGAAGAAUUUGGGCAGUUUUGUUUUGAAAUUAUGAUCACAUUGUGCCUAGGUACCUGAUAUUUGUUAUUUAUAUAAGAUUUAGAUAAUCAUGUUGAUUUGUACUGAUUAACUUUUUCCCUAAUUUACUUCACAAGUCUAUUGUUAAGUUUUGUUUGUAGCAUUUUUUUAGAUGCAUAUAUACAUAUAUGAUAUUUUGCUGUUGUUUUUGGUAUAUAUUUAUAUCAGUAUUUAAUUUAUUGUUUAUUUUUUACCUGACUUGUGUAAUUCAUAAUAA